AUAUCUUUCGGCCAAUGUAAUUUGCCAAUAUCCACGUCGUGGGAUGGUUUUACAAGAGCUUGAGUGGAUACUUUUAGAAGCACAUUUUAAUCUCCUGGAAUACCUUGUUCAACAACCAAAAGGAAUAGAAGAUUGGAUAAAAAGAAGAUGUGAUGCAUUAUCAGCAUUGAUUCGACUUGUUUCUAUACCUCCAUGCAAGAAGCUUUUAGAUAUUCAGGAAAAGGUCUGCCAGUUAAGAGUCAUAGCUACACCAUGUUGCAGCGAUGCCUUAUACCGUUUAGGAUUAGCACAGCUUGCUCAAUAUGAUAAUGACCCAGAUUCUAAAGAUGCGCCUCCAUUAAUAAGAGACGCUCAAAUGACUUUCCAAGCAAGUAUUAACCUUGAAAACAAGCCAUCUUCAGGACCUCCACUGGCAGAAAUAUUAAAUCAGCAGUGGUGGAAAGAUUGGGAAGUAAAAGAAAAGAAUAUAAUAAUUCAGAAGUACCAAGAUAUAAACAGAGAAGGAACGUCUGCUUCAGUUACAAGUCAAUCCAUUACUGAUGCUCCUAAAGGGAAGUUGGGUACUGCCAAAGGAGGUACAUCAAAGGCUGUAAAAAGUAACAUGCCUAUUCAAUUAAAAGUUCCCCUGUCACAGCGACUUGCUUCUACAAAAUCCUCUGGUGCCAGUGUUGCUGCUCCUAUCAGCACAGGGCGAAGAGGAGUUUUGAUAUCACCAAAAAAUAAAACAACAUCUACAUCUGGGAUGUUUGUCUGUGGAUCACAAGCUCUUUCAACAUCUAAAGUGAAACCAUCUUGCUCACCUGUUGAGGCAAAGGCCCUUUUAGAGAAAGAUGAACCUAAGACUAUGGGAAGUGAAAGUUCUGAAUUGGUGUUAAUAAACCAACCAUCACCUUACUAUCAUCUAGGCCUUGCACAAGCUUAUUCUCGAACUGAGGAUAAGCAAGAAGAAGCGUGCAAACUUUACUCGGAUAUUAUUAAAAUGGCACCAGAAGUUAAUGAUGCCUACAUUGAAUUAGCUAGUAUGCUAAUGAAGGACAAUCCUCUUGCUGCUGUAGAUAUCUACUGCAAAGUCCCUAUGAAACCUGUUAAGGAACAGACUUUUAACGAUGCAUUCAUAACAGGAGAGAUUGUGCGUAUAUUAAUAAAACAUGAAAAGUAUGAUCAUCCAAAGUUAGCUUCCAACAUGAUUGCAUACGGCAAAGUCAUGGGGAUAGGAUGUUUGGAAAAAUACAUUCAAAUUCUUGAAGGAAAAUUUAAAACAGAUCUUCUUAAGACUGUUUAUGCUGGAAUCCAUGAUAAAUCAGAAGAUGAUGAAGAUUUGCAGACAUUCUUUCACUUUAAAUGCUGGAUAUGAUUAGAGUAUGCAUAACAUUUAUUGAGAAUAGGUAAUUUUGUGCUUCAUUUUUAUAAAAAGUUGUGAUACUUUUAAUGUUUUCACUUAACUUUCAGUUUCCUUAGAAUUGUUGCACUGUUUUAAUUGGUCUUACACUAAAAUACC
Messenger RNA from Erpetoichthys calabaricus (reedfish), 1498 nucleotides. RefSeq lists its product as uncharacterized. The transcript is spliced from 7 exons. Lineage: Eukaryota; Metazoa; Chordata; Cladistia; Polypteriformes; Polypteridae. The record is from RefSeq and is a predicted model, not a curated record. The coding region runs from base 44 to 1354 and encodes 436 amino acids. Gene Ontology annotation, molecular function: protein binding.